AUGUCAUUUAAUAGGGAAUCUGAUCAGAAGCUGAAGUUCAAGACUUCUCAAAAGCUUAAAGUCUCGGCUAGCUUUGAGUCCAUGCAAUUAAAUCCUUUACUAUUGCAAGGUAUUUAUAGUAAUGGGUUCGAAGCACCUUCUGCUAUUCAAUCGAGAGCCAUUACUCAGAUCAUAUCAGGUAGGGAUGUCAUUGCACAGGCACAAUCUGGUACUGGUAAGACAGCUACCUUCACUAUCGGAAUGCUACAAGUUUGUAAUUUCAAGAGUAGCGAAUUACAAUGUUUGAUUUUAUCUCCAACCAGAGAAUUAGCCUCACAGAUCAAUCAAGUGGUAUGCAACAUUGGUGAUUAUCUUAAUGUCAAGAGUAUGGCUGUUGUUGGUGGUAAGACUAGUGCUUCUUCGAGUAAAAAUAAAAAUGAUCUAAAUUUAUUGCGAAACAACAAAUGUCAUAUUGUUAGUGGGACGCCCGGUAGAGUAUUGGAUCUGAUAAAGAGACAAGUGAUAAAUACUAAAAAAGUGAAAAUUUUAGUGUUAGAUGAAGCAGAUGAACUGUUGGCCGAAUCUCUAGGUUUCAAACAACAAAUUUAUGAUAUCUUCACCAAAUUGCCAAAAACUUGUCAAGUAGUUGUUGUAAGCGCUACAAUGAAUAAAGACAUUAUUGAAGUGACCAAGAAGUUUUUAAAUGACCCUGUUAAGAUCCUUGUGAAACAGGAUCAAAUAUCAUUGGAAGGUAUAAAACAGUAUCACGUCAAUGUAGAUAAAGAAGAGUGGAAAUUUGACACUUUGUGUGACUUGUACGACUCGUUGACGAUAAAUCAAUGUGUGAUAUUCUGUAAUACAAAGAAAAAAGUCGAUUGGCUUUCAUCGAAGUUGUUACAGGCUAAUUUCAGUGUUGUGUCGAUGCAUGGUGAUAUGAAGCAAGAGGAAAGAGACAAAAUCAUGAACGAUUUUAGAUCUGGCCAUUCCAGGGUCCUGAUCUCUACAGAUGUCUGGGCCAGAGGUAUUGAUGUGCAGCAGGUAUCUUUAGUCAUCAAUUAUGAUUUACCGGAAAAUAUGGAAAAUUAUAUUCAUCGUAUAGGUAGAUCUGGUAGAUUUGGUAGAAAAGGUGUUGCAAUCAAUUUUGUAACCAAGGAUGAUGUAAAAUUGCUGAAACAAAUCGAGAGGUUCUAUCGUAUCAAGAUUAAGGCAAUGCCUGCCGAUUUGUCACAGCUGUCAUAA
This is a messenger RNA of Kazachstania africana CBS 2517, 1218 nucleotides long. RefSeq names its product ATP-dependent RNA helicase FAL1 (gene FAL1). The coding region runs from base 1 to 1218 and encodes 405 amino acids. Lineage: Eukaryota; Fungi; Ascomycota; Saccharomycetes; Saccharomycetales; Saccharomycetaceae. The record is from RefSeq and is a predicted model, not a curated record. Gene Ontology annotation, molecular function: mRNA binding; ATP binding; RNA helicase activity. The transcript has a single exon. Gene Ontology annotation, cellular component: catalytic step 2 spliceosome; nucleolus.